Molecule: messenger RNA, 437 nt
Organism: Terrapene triunguis (Three-toed box turtle)
Lineage: Eukaryota; Metazoa; Chordata; Testudines; Emydidae
Product: rho guanine nucleotide exchange factor 1-like
Exons: 3
Biological process (GO): G protein-coupled receptor signaling pathway
Cellular component (GO): cytoplasm
Molecular function (GO): G protein-coupled receptor binding; guanyl-nucleotide exchange factor activity
Source: RefSeq, a predicted model, not a curated record
AAGCUGAAGGACUAUCAGAAGCGCCUGGAUCUCUCCAGCCUGAAGCAGAGCACGGACCCACUGCUCAGCGAGUUCAAGAACACGGAUAUCAGCAAGCGGAACCUGGUGCACGAGGGGGGCCUGACCUGGCGCGUCAGUAAGGACAAGGCUGUGGACGUGCACGUGCUGCUCCUGGACGACAUCCUGGUGCUGCUGCAGCGGCAAGAGGAGCGGCUGGUUCUUCGCUGCCACAGCCGCCCCCCCGGCCCCACGCCCGAGCCCCGGCAGGUCCUGAGCCCCAUCAUCAAACUCAGCUCCGCCAUGACCCGCGAGGUGGCCACAGGUCGGCAGCCGGGGCGGCUCUCGGGGGGCAGCCUGGGGGGUUCUGGGGGGCAGCCUGGGGGGCUCCCUGCCCCCCUACUGCGAUGCUCCAACUGUGGGCGAAGACCAGACAGCAA